This is a messenger RNA of Copidosoma floridanum, 1034 nucleotides long. Its product is annotated as dolichyldiphosphatase 1. The record is from RefSeq and is a predicted model, not a curated record. NCBI's taxonomy places the organism in Eukaryota, Metazoa, Arthropoda, Insecta, Hymenoptera, Encyrtidae. Gene Ontology annotation, cellular component: intracellular membrane-bounded organelle; endoplasmic reticulum membrane. Gene Ontology annotation, molecular function: dolichyldiphosphatase activity. Gene Ontology annotation, biological process: protein N-linked glycosylation; lipid biosynthetic process.
AGUGUGUAUACUUACUUAUACGUAAGAAAAAAAAUAAAGUACUUGCAAAUUUUACGUGUGUACAUUGCCACGCGUCUCUUCUUCAUCACUACUGGGUGAGAUAAACGAAGAGAAACGGUAUGGGAGCAGCGGAUGAGCUCCUCGGCGAGGAUGUCGUCUGGGUGCCGCUCUCGCUUACUCUCAUCGAGUAUCCCCAAGGAGAUUUGCUGGGAAAAUUACUUGCCACAAUAAGUCUGAUGCCUUUUGCUGUACUAUCUGGAUUUGUUACUUUGAUUUUAUUUAGACGAGAUCUUCACACAAUUGUAUUUUUCGGUGGUGUGGUUAUUAAUGAGCUUCUAAAUUAUGUUUUAAAACAUAUCAUUCAAGAACCAAGGCCUAUGAGGCGCGACACACUUUAUUCUGAACAUGGUAUGCCAUCCACUCAUGCUCAAUUUAUGUGGUUUAUUGCUGCAUACAUGACAUUAUUUGUAAUAUACAGAUUACACCAAAUAUCUGAAAAAUUCUGGCGGAUACUUAUAGUGUUAGCUUGCAUUGCUAGCGCUCUAUUAGUAACUUAUAGUAGAAUUUACCUGCAGUAUCAUACAUACUCUCAAGUAACUUAUGGAGCUAUUAUUGGUGCCAUUGUAGGCAUUGCUUGGUUCAUUUUUGUUCAUAAUAUUUUGACACCAAUCUUUCCUGUGAUUUUGACGUGGAAAUUGUCCGAGUAUUUACUUAUACGUGAUACAACACUCAUACCUAAUAUUUUAUGGUUCGAGUAUACACAUGUGAGAUCAGAAGCAAGAACCCGUCGAAAACUUGUGUCAAUGAAAUCGCAAUAACGUCCUCACAGUAAGCAAAAAGACUGAGAACAAGAGUACGUCUGAAUGUUUUUACUAUUUUUUACAAUUUACCUAGCAAAACAACGAUUUGAAAAUUAUAAUCGAAUAUUAUUGGACUGUAGCGUGAAUGCAGUAUAUACUCGAUUUAACUGCGUUUUAUAAGAUGAACGAACAGUAAUGUAAGAACGAAAAAAAUUAGGUAAAUAAUCGAAGCAC